AUGUCUGCUGGACAGCAGAAAGGCGUUUCUGGGAGGCUAGAUGUUCAGAGUGGAGGACAGCAGGGGUCUCCAUUGAAGGAGGGGAGGUGGCCUGCAGAAGCCAAGGACCUGGAAGUGAAGCUUCAGGUCAUUUUUCCUAGCCUGAACCACAUGGGGUUGGAGGGUCCAGGCAUCCCAAGUUUAAGCUGCCCUAGGCUAGGCUGGAACUGGACCACACAAGCAGGCCAUCGACUCAGGCUCCUCCUGCACGCAGUACCACAUGCCAGGGAUUUGGAUUGUGCUCAGCAAUGGCUGUGGCAACUCCACGAUCUUCAGAAAGGGCCUUCCUGUAGCCCUUGGGCUUUCAAGCAUCUGUUCCUUACAGAAAGGGCCUUCCUGGCUACUGAUGCUGAGGAAAGGGGUCGCUGGCCCUAGGUCUUAGCCCUCCUGGCACAGGAAACACUCUGGGGCCUGGGCAAGGAUUUCCAUCCCCAGGGCUAG
Molecule: messenger RNA, 480 nt
Organism: Mastomys coucha (southern multimammate mouse)
Lineage: Eukaryota; Metazoa; Chordata; Mammalia; Rodentia; Muridae
Gene: Fam180b
Product: family with sequence similarity 180 member B
Exons: 3
Source: RefSeq, a predicted model, not a curated record